Molecule: messenger RNA, 3158 nt
Organism: Platichthys flesus (European flounder)
Lineage: Eukaryota; Metazoa; Chordata; Actinopteri; Pleuronectiformes; Pleuronectidae
Gene: homer2
Product: homer scaffold protein 2
Exons: 9
Coding region: 542-1606 (354 amino acids)
Biological process (GO): G protein-coupled glutamate receptor signaling pathway; regulation of store-operated calcium entry
Cellular component (GO): dendrite; cytoplasm; postsynaptic density
Molecular function (GO): G protein-coupled glutamate receptor binding
Source: RefSeq, a predicted model, not a curated record
UCUGGUGGAGGUGGUGGUCGGAGCCUGAGCAGGUGGAAGCCGCUCCGUGUCGCUGCUGCUGCCGCUGCCGCCCCUCAUUAGAAACACAAUCCCGCUGGGGAGGGACGACACGGCACAGCGAGCAGCACGCACACGGGGAACAGUCACCUAACAAACCUGCAAGCCGGGCUCUUUCUUUUUUCUAUUGGGAGGAGGAGGACAACCGGGAGGGAAGCCAUUAGGAAUCAGUGCGGGAUUUAUUCGGGGGUAAAAACAAACAAGCGAGCGGAAAAAACUUCCAGGAAUGACCGGGUUUCUGUGAGCCUGACGACCCGGUGAAUCGAGUUUGCUGAGAGAGGAGGAAGAAGAGGAGGAGGAAGAAGAAGUGAUCUCCUCUCCUCGUAUUUCAGUGGCGCACGGGGAGUGAACUCUGUGGACCACCGAUCAUCUGUGGACUUUGACUCUGCGCCUCCGAACACUGUUCUCCUCCAGAUCCGCUGUCAUUAAUAAAAGACACGUUUUUUAGAAACACCCUAGGAGCUGGUCUUCAGAUCUCGCUGCAAUGGGGGAGCAGCCAAUCUUCACCACCAGGGCCCACGUCUUCCAAAUCGACCCGACCACCAAGAAGAACUGGGUUCCUGCCAGCAAGCAGGCUGUCACUGUCUCCUAUUUUUACGACAGCACACGCAACAGCUACCGCAUUAUCAGCGUGGAUGGAUCCAAGGUGAUCAUCAACAGCACCAUCACACCCAACAUGACGUUCACCAAGACAUCGCAGAAGUUUGGCCAAUGGGCCGACAGUCGGGCCAACACGGUGUUUGGACUGGGCUUCGCCUCUGAGCAGCAGCUGAGCAAGUUUGCUGAGAAGUUCCAGGAGGUAAAAGAAGCGGCCAAGCUGGCGAGGGAUAAAUCUCAAGAGAAGGUGGACACGCUGAGUAAUCACUCCCAGGAGUCUGGCCCUGACACGCCCUCCUCCAACCAGGCGUCCAGCAUCAACGGGACAGAUGAUGAGAAAUUCUUUCAUGUGGGUCCAGAGGACGCCGUGCUGCAGACCGAGAACGAUCAGCUGAAGAGUGCAGUAGAGCAGAGCAACACCAACGCCAAAAAGUGGGAAACAGAGCUGCAGACUUUGAGAGAGAAUAAUGCCAGGCUGGUGGACGCACUCCAGGAGUCUUCGGCUAAUGUGGAGAGCUGGAAGAAACAACUCAGUACCUGCAAGGAGGAGAGCGACACGCUCAGGGAAAAGAUCGCUGUACUAGAAUCCCAGUGUAACGAAGCCAAUCAGGAGAAGCAGCAAAACGCCCAACUGGGUGUACGAGUGCAGGAGCUGGAGGCGGAGCUCCAGGACAAAGAGCAGGAGCUGGAGAACCUGAGGAAGCAGGCAGAGAUCAUCCCUCAGCUCAUGGCAGAGUGCGAGAGCAUCACUGAGAAACUGCAGGCUGCAGAGACGAGGAACAAGGAGCUGGAGGGCCGGAUAGAGGGUCUGCAGCUGGACAUAGACGACAGUCGACAGAAGCAGGGCAACAUGAAGGGCGAGCUGAAGAAGUUCAUGGACAUUCUGGACGGAAAGAUCGACGAGCUGCACGAGGUCCGGCAGGGGCUCUCCAAGCUCGGCGUCGAUAAUUGAGAAAAUGUGGCACGGAGCUGAAAGGGUCAGAGGUCAGGUACGAAUGAGUCACUACAGUACGUCUUCAGGCCAGAAACUAUGUGGCACCUCCCCCCCACCCCCCCCAAAAGGUGACGUCCACUCAGACGCUAUCAGCUUUGGCUUCUUAUAAACACUCCCAUGUGAGAGAGAGACUGGCCGAGUGGAAGGAGGGGGGCCGGCUUGCUCCAACAAAUGGCUCCAUUUUGUGUGCUGGCAGAAACUCAAUCAAGAGUCUCACUUACUUAUCUGUUUCUUUGGGGGGGGGGGGGGUUUGGCUUUAAGAAGCUGGUGGAGGGUUCUUCGACUCUUAGGGCAGCAGAGGGGACUUAAAGGGCUAAAACAUGACUGUGUUCAGUGUCACUGGUGUAAUAAUUGGUAUUAAUCCCUGUGCCCCCCCCCCCAGAGAAUUUGACAUGGAAUCUUUCUACAGACUGUCUGUUGCCUCUCGUCUAUCUCAGGUGUGUUGGAAGACAAAUUGUACUCGGGAGAUGAUAUGCACAUAUAUAAAUAUAUAUAUAAAUAUAUAAAUACACAAUGGCCGUGACACAAAGUGCCUCCAGGUGAGUGUAGAUCCGCCUGGCGAGGAGAAAUGGCCAAAGUGAUGACCAUCACCAUAAUAAUAACUUUAUGAUUCAUGUGAGGGAAACCAAACCUCACGACUAUGAAGAGAUGAAAACUGCAGGCAGAUGUGCCCCCCCACCCCGAGGACGUUAAUGGACGUUAAUCCGUUCAUUAAUGAAGUCAAACGACAAAACAGGAGUUUGCACAAAACUCUGGUCUGAGCAGCAGGAAUCCAUCAUGUUUUCAUAAAGAGGGAAAUCUCUGUAGUUUCAGGAUCCCCGUCCUGCUGUGAGUGUAGUGUAGUGUUCAAAUGACUUUGUGUGUGCAGGUGUAUUGUUGUCAGUUUGUAGAGCAAAGGUCUUUGUCUCCAAGGUUGUUGAUGUGCUUCCUACACACUGGUUAUGGUUAUGGUGGUGGUUAUAUCUGGGUGAGGGGACUUGGUGGUGUGGACUGGGUGAACACUUAGACGGCGUGGGGGCUUUUCACUAAAACCCUGUCGAGGUUUUUGUUUUACGUAUUUAUUUAUUUUUGGUGCCUCUCUGCAACUAGUGUUUCUAAAACAAACCAAGUAAAUCAGCGUCACCUUAAUCUCCACACAUGUACAAUAUUAUGUGAAACACACCAAACUGUCAGGAUCCAGAGGUUUUCACAGUGGAGGGGUCGAGAGUCACAGCUGCUUCUGGGACGUUCAUCUUGAAACACGUUGCGUUUGAGAUCAAAAGCACAAGUUGUGGUGACAUAUUUAAUACUGGGUAAUACUAUGAUGUUUUUGUUUGUUUCUGAGAUAUUUACAAAGGGACUUUUUGCUUAUUUCUCUCUGUUUGACUUUACUGUUCCUAACUCACCAGAACCCGGAUGACACAACGUAUGAUCCUUCCUUUCUGAACCAAUGCCUCUUGUGCACUUUUGUGACUCCUGUUCAAUAUUGUACAAUAGAACUGACAAUUGUUAAAAUCUAGUUUAAUUACAA